This is a messenger RNA of Sinocyclocheilus grahami, 3570 nucleotides long. It is a transcript of the gene pitpnab, whose product is annotated as phosphatidylinositol transfer protein, alpha b. The record is from RefSeq and is a predicted model, not a curated record. Lineage: Eukaryota; Metazoa; Chordata; Actinopteri; Cypriniformes; Cyprinidae. Gene Ontology annotation, molecular function: phosphatidylcholine intramembrane carrier activity; phosphatidylcholine binding; phosphatidylinositol transfer activity. Gene Ontology annotation, cellular component: cytoplasm. The coding region runs from base 163 to 975 and encodes 270 amino acids. Gene Ontology annotation, biological process: phospholipid transport. The transcript has 12 exons.
AGUGAAUCUGUGGGAAAUAGAAAAACGGUCCCUAGAAUGACAUAGAAGCGGGUGAGGUGGGGUAGACCGAGACACCGGGACUAACGCAGGACUCGACACCUAUUUGGCUUCAUCCAGGUGCAAAAGCACGUUAUCUUUGGAAGGCAUAAAGCACCGGGGAAAAUGCUGAUUAAAGAAUUUCGAGUGAUCCUACCGAUUUCUGUGGAGGAGUAUCAGGUCGGGCAGCUGUACUCAGUAGCGGAGGCCAGUAAGAAUGAGACGGGUGGAGGAGAGGGCGUUGAGGUCCUGAAGAACGAACCCUACGAGAAGGAUGGAGAGAAGGGACAGUACACACACAAAAUCUACCACCUGCAGAGUAAAGUCCCGUCAUUUGUACGAAUGCUUGCACCAGCAUCAGCACUGAACAUUCAUGAGAAAGCUUGGAAUGCCUACCCAUACUGCCGCACAGUAAUUACUAAUGAGUAUAUGAAAGAAAACUUCCUCAUCAAGAUCGAGACGUGGCACAAACCCGACAUGGGACAGCAGGACAAUGUUCAUGGGCUAGACCCAGACACCUGGAAGAAGGUGGAGGUGGUGUACCUAGACAUCGCAGACCGCAGUCAGGUGGAGCCAAAGGACUAUAAACCAGAUGAAGACCCCACUAAGUUUAAAUCUGUGAAGACUGGAAGAGGGCCGCUCGGUCCGGAUUGGAAGAAAGAGCUACCUAAAAGGACAGACUGCCCACACAUGUGUGCCUACAAACUGGUUACUGUCAAGUUCAAGUGGUGGGGCCUGCAAAACAAAGUGGAAAACUUUAUUCAAAAGCAAGAGAAGCGCUUGUUCACUAAUUUCCACCGGCAGCUGUUCUGUUGGAUUGAUAAAUGGAUCGAGCUGAACAUGGACGACAUCCGCAGAAUGGAGGAAGAGACCAGGAGGGAACUGGAUGAGAUGAGAGUGAAGGAUCCAGUGAAAGGCAUGGUGGCUCUUGAAGACUGAAGCUGCUACGUGUUCCUGGAUGCUGCUGUUCAUAAAGAUCAGACCUGAACUACUGGAGACCAGCAGCAUCCCUCCCCUCAAUCAAAUCAAAGCAACAAGUCUUUUUAAUCGUAAUCAAAGUCCUUCAUCCAGCCCUUUUGGUGCAGUUUGUCCUGAGCAUCAUUCAUAUCCUCCUUUCAGUCUGACAGUGGAGCACAUUGACUAGUUAAAUAUGCUAUUAUACCGGUUCUAACGUCAUGCCCAGUUUAUGAAGUCUACCUACUUAAACAAAUACAGGGACGAUCAGCAGUUCGUCAUUUAUGAUGUCAGAUCAUUACCUUAAUAAAUGGAGCUCGGCAGAAUUGUGUUUUAAGAUGAGUUUAAUGUAAAGCAGAUGAUAUUUGUGUGUAUAUAUAUUCAGAAUAUCUAUUGGCAGUGGAAUUAUUGUGACAGAUGUAUAAACAGGGUUUUUAAGUAAUUGUUCUCCUAAUUUUUUUUUUUUGUGGACCAAGCCGGUUUUCCUUGGUUUGUUUUAAUCUGUAGUGAUUUGUUUUUGUUGCUUUAUGUUUUAAUUUCAUUUUACCCAUUUUUUAACCUAUUUACCAGCUGAUCCAAGGUGUAAGUGUGUCUCUUUAUAGUGUAGUACUGUACAAUCACAGUCGUGUCAUCCUGACCAUUAAUUUAUUUGUAACAUGCAUUAUGGACUACAAGUACAGUUCAUAUUUAAAUGCAAAACACAGUUUAUUAUAAUCAGCUGAUCGAACAGUAUCACAUUCUUGAAAUAAGCUGAAGUCAAAAGUAUUGUUGUUUGUUAAUCAAUCAAUAUUAAUGGUUUCAUAGUCAUUUCUUCCAGUUUCCUUGUAUGUGCUAUUUUAGUCAAGCUAUUUUAUUUAUUUAUAUAAAAAAGACAGGUAUACAGUAGCUGUAGCGCGCCCUCCCUUGGUUGUUUUUGAUUGGCUUACAAGAUCAGGCUCCGCCCUUUUCUUUAGUCAGUGACUGACUGACUGUCUUUGAAAGAACUUGAAGAGGCGACACUAAACCUUUUAGUCUUGACAUCUUUCAUAAAAGGUUUAUUACUAAUAUAGAAAAGGUUUUUUUCCUGACUAUCUUGUCACCAGAUGAGGUGCUCAAGGAGGAUAUUUUACGUUAUGUGCAUAUUUUAUAAAAGUAUAAUUCAUUUUCGUCUCACCUCCUUUCCAUUUUAUUGAAGGAUCAAUUAUCGUACUUACCCUUUUAUAACAUGUCUUGAGGAUAAAGACACAUUUAUCCAGAUAUUAGCAAUAAUACCUCCUUUGACAAACCCUUCCAAUCAACAUACAUGAUGUGAGAUAGUGACUUUAGAAGUGUAUAAUCCAUUCCCUCUCAGAAUGUUGCGUCAUUAGGACUUUAAUACAAAUAUACUCUCACUUCCAAUCGCUCCUAGUUUUAUUGAUAUGGAAUCGGGUAAGGAAGGUGAAAUGGGUUGAGUAUGGGUUUUUAAAUCAGUCUUUUCUUAGUAACGUGAUGUGUGUAUGGAUGUAUGUGCGUUUGAAGUUCUCAGUGUUUCUUGUUUUCACGUGAGGGACAUCCGACAUGUAACUAAAAUGGAGGUUUACACCCUUGUGUUUCUUUCCGCCAAUGCUCAGGACCCAUUAAUGCACACCUAAAUUCAUUCUGACAAGAGUUAAAUUAUUCUUGUAGAAUUACAUCGAAUUCUUUGAAAUUCGUAGAAAUUCCAUUGAAUUCUUAAGAGAUGAAUGAAAGUUUUAUGGUGUAGACUGCACGUGUUAAAACAUCUUUACCGUCAUAAUACAACCAUCGAUACACCAAAACUGUGUUGGUCCUGAGUCUAAUCAAAGUGAUGUAUGGAUGUAUGUAUUGAAUUGUAUAUAGUAUAUAAAUAUAUGUAGAUGAACACAUAUACAUAUAUAUAUAUAUAUAUAUAUGACUAUAUAAAUAUAGCUCAGACUAUCCUGCCAGGCUAUCAGCACAUAAAGCCUUCCAUCAACCCAACCAGAGUAAUUAUAUCUAGUGGUUUAGUAAUGGCUGGGUGUUAUCUGUGGGAAAAGUUACUGGAAGGUGGUGAUUAAUGGUGGUUUAGGAAAUUAAAACUAGAUUUGAGCUAUUGAUUUGAACAAUCUAUAAGGGACCCUGCAGAUAACUCCGCCCAUCACUGUCACUGGCCCCGCCCCUCAUCCCUGGCCGCUCCUCUUUGGCAGGAUGGUGUCUAAAUAUGUUUUCAUUCAUCGAUUGUUGUUGUAUUUUUGCUGUGAGCCAUAGAAAUCUCUCACUUUCAAAUUCCUUUCAAAGCUUACACUGUGAACGAAGCCAUGGCCUUUGAACUUGAGAAAAAGACCCUUUCAGGAGGUUUUGGACUAGGUUGCCAUUCUUCUCUCGAUUGAAACUUGUCCAAGCUGGUGUUUGAAUGACAGACAGGUGGCUUAUAAAAGGGAACUAUCCAUAUGAACUGAUCAUCCACAGUUUGUGUUACCAUUAUGUGAGGCAGAUCAUGGUAAACAGGACUUUUUCUCAUAGAUUUGUUGUUGUUAGAUUUCACGAUUUGUUGUCGAAAUUAAAACCCAAUGAUUCUAGAAAUACAAAAAAAAAAAAAAAUGUUUUUUGAAUUUGUUUCACCCC